This is a messenger RNA of Rubroshorea leprosula, 695 nucleotides long. The record is from the annotation of a GenBank genome assembly. NCBI's taxonomy places the organism in Eukaryota, Viridiplantae, Streptophyta, Magnoliopsida, Malvales, Dipterocarpaceae.
ACUCUGUUGUUAAUGGGUCUUAUAAUGCUCCAUUCUUUGUUACAAGGUUCAGGGAGGCACUUUUCCAUUUCUCUUCAAUGUAUGAUAUGCUUGAUACCACCAUACCUCGCGAAGAGCCUGCAAGGUUGAUUAUUGAAAAUGAAUGGUAUGGGCGUCACGCAACGAAUGUUGUAGCAUGUGAGGGCUUGGAGAGGGGUUCAAGGCCAGAGCUCUACAAGCAAUGGCAGUUUCGAAAUAUAAGGGCAGGGUUCAAGCCAUUUCCACUGGACCAGGAGCUGAUGCAGAAGUUUAGGCAUAAGUUGAAGACUUAUUACCACAAGGAUUUUGUUAUUGAUGAAGACGGUGACUGGAUGUUGCAGGGAUGGAAGGGUAGGAUUCUUUAUGCCUCCUCCUGUUGGGUACCUGCGUAGGAGGAUUGAUGUAUUAGGCUUUGGUUCACCAUAUAUUUUGCACAUUAACUUGUGACAUAUGGGUAGUAUUGCGUUACUGUCAUGUUCUGAAGCAUCAAAAUCGUGGUGCCUAUAAUGGUAGAAGUAGUUUGUCCAAAACAUGUCCUAUGAGACUGUAAUUUAAAUAAAUGUCUAUUGGUUGCCUAUCUGGACACAUUCCGCAGUGAAAUCAUAUAUUCCUCGUUGGUGUGGGAAUGAUGAUUGCUUUUCUUUAUGGAUUGGAAAUACCAUCAGUAGUUUGACACC